CUUUUACAUCCCACACAACUUCGCGCUGGAGAACCAGCGUUCCCCUAAUGGCCAGUCAAGUUACAGCCGGAACACGCGUUAUAGCAGAACUGACUGUAUUUCCAAGUCGGUGUCAUUCGCAAAUGCUGAAACUAUGCCAGACCUGCAGCAGUGAUCUGAGAGCCGGGGGUGGGGGCUCUGCAAGGACUGGCCACCCACCUGUAACGAGCUUGGUGCCGAAGGUUAGUCCUCUGCUGGGUGUUUUGUCACCUCAAUGUUAUGUCUAUGAACUCGACAGCCUUCUCCCCUGCUCUGCUGUGUGCGUUUGUCAAGGCUACGGCGAUAAUGUGUGGGUUUAAACGGAGCCUCCGGUGCCUGAAGCUCACUCAGCAGCUCGAGGACUGGGGGGGUCGUGACAGAUACCGGCGCAGAUGCCUCGGGAGGUUUCUCACACAGUUGCGACACUCUUUCCCUGCCAGGCCAUUAUCGUUUUGCUCAUCGUGCAGUCCGGAUCGUUAGCACAGCCGCGAAGUCACUCUCCGGAUGCCCAGGCGGAAAGGCUGGGUAUCCGGCUCCGGCCCACUCCGCGCCCAGGCUCCGAGCCCGAAAGCGCUUGGAGCAGGAUGAAGGCUUCGAACAGCGUCCGGCCCUACUCCCUCACCCGGAGUGACGACCAUUACCGUUACUCACCGAGACCAAAGCACCUCGACUCGAAGCGGCUCCGCAAGAUCCUCGGUGCCGCUUUCGACCCUUUCUGGAUGUCGGUUACGGGUCGCCAUAGAAACGAGAGCGAGCGCGACCACCUGUUGCAGCUGAGCAGCGAGCUCGCGGCCGCAGCACUGCGGCUGCGCGGGAAGCUCUGGCAGGAGGCACGGCGGCUGGAACCGGCCGGCAUGGCCAGCGAGGCGGCUAAAGCCCAGUGGAGGCGCUGGAUGGUGCGGGAGGCCAGCUGUCCUCUCACGUCCUGGUGGGUGGACCUGGGGCCCGUCUUCUGGCCGAGGUGGGUAAGGCAUACCGACUGCGACAGGGGCCGGGCCAGCUGCUCCUGGCCCCCGGGCAUGAGCUGCACUCAAGCCGAGUGGAUGCACAUCAAGCUGCUGGUGUGGCACUGCUGGACCGUGAAGGAGCGAGUGAGAGCAUCGCAGCAGUGCACCUGGAGGCAGGUACCAUACCCCGUAGUGACCGCUUGCAAGUGCUCCUGUCGGUGAAGCCAUCCUGCUGGCUGUUCAUCCCCUGCCCCCAUCCCUCAUCCUUUACAAAUACCGUACGGACCCCAGCCGGGGCUAUCUCCUAGCCCUCAAACUGCAGGUAGACCAGGGAACUAUGUAAUCGCCUUCGAGAUGAUUAGACGGUCACUGGACAGCAACUUGCGUUUUACUUCUCAGUCCACAAGAAGGGAAGAUGAUAGAACCUCCUCUUAUUCCCAUAUUCCAAAUGAGGCAAAUUGGCUCUUUAUUAUGCUGUGUGCAAGUGUGACACCACUCCCCUUUUAUCAUCCAAUUGAGGCAUUUGAGGGUAGUUAUACUAUAAUUGUACCAGUUGUGCCCUGCAAUGAAUUCAUUCCUGAGCAGGGAUGGGGUAGGGUAUGGAGGGCCCGGGGAAGGAGAAUGUGAGGCGACGGCUGAGCUACACUAGGCUGCUUGCACUGAGAAGUCCUUAUCUCGGCUAAAGGCAUUUGUAAACUCUGGCACACUCCUGCGUCCUGUGCUGAGGUUGUAGUCAAUGAGCUGUGGAACCCUGUGAUCAUGGGAAUAUACAAGUCAGGAAUAGGAAUAAGCCAUUCAGGCCUGUUCUGCCAUUCAGUAAGACCAUAGCUGAUCUGAUUGUGGUCUUAACUCCAUAUUCCUGUCUGCUCCACCUGAUAGCCAUCAACCCCCUGACCAGUCAAGCAUCUAUAUGCCUUUGCUUUAAAAAUAUUCAAUGGUCCCAACUCCGCAACUCUCUGGGGAAGAGAGUUCCAAAGAUCCAAAACCCUCUGUGAGAAGAAGCUCUUCUAAGCUCCAAGUUAAAGGGGAGGCCCUUGAUUUUUAAUCUGUGCACCCUAGUUUUAGUCUUUCAGUAUCAGAGAAACAUACUGUCACCGUCCACCCUGAGAGUUCCCUCCAGAUCUUAUGUUUCAAUAAGAUGGAGUGAACCCCUCUCCCACCAUACCACUGCACAAAAACAAAGUUGCUGGAAAAACCCAGCCGGUCUGGCAGCAUCUGUGAAGGAUAAAAACAGAGUUAACGUUUCAGGUUCGGUGACCCUUCCAGCUUUUCCAGCAACUCUGUUUUUGUUCCUGAUUUACAGCAUCUGCAGAUCUUUUGGUUUUUAUAUCGUAUCUCUGCACCUGCUUUCCCCAAAUAGGGGAGUCCUGACUGGAAUUAAUUUUCUUGCUUUAUCUUUCAGUAUUGUAUGGGUGAGGCAGCCAAUCCAGCAGUUACAGGAUUUGUUUGAAAUCAGUUGGUGCCAAGAUUUCUGCCUUUUGUUAUUCAUUAAUGGAUUAUUGCACUGCUAAUUGCCUCUCAUUGUUGUCGGUCUGGAGUCACAUGUAAGCCAUACCAUGUAAGGACAUAAACAGAAAUUGCUGGGAAAGGCCAGCAGGUCUGGCAGCAUCUGUGGAAAGGACAGUAGAUUACCUUCUUUAAAGGACAUUAGUGAACCAUUACUUACAACAGUUAACAAUAAUUAAUGGUCCAUUUAGAGACUAGCUUUUUAAUUCAAGAUUUUUAAAAUUAAAUUCCAGUUUCACCAUCUGCUCUGGUAGGAUUCAAAUCCAUGUCCCAGAACAUUAGCCUGGGGAUCUGGUUGACUAGUCCAGUGACAUUACCACUACACCGCCAACUUUCCCCCCUGUUGUGGGGAGAAUUUACUUCGGUUGCCUUCCCCCGUCUCCCUUCACAACGCAGGCCUCCAUCUUCUGAUUGACUCACUGACACAGAGCCCAAGAUGGAUUAUCACUCAGUUUUUAAUUUGGGAGGUUGGGAGUGAAGAAGUCACUUGGAAUCAGAGUCUUUCCUGUAAAUACAUCACAACAUGCUAUUCUUGAAUCCUCAUUCCCUGAGCCCAUUGGAUUGUGUGAAUCUCCCACUUGUGGUCAUUCCUUCCCAGAGAGCCAUUGUCAUGCUGAUAUCUCACAGUCACCCUGGACACUAUUAGCAGUGAUUCUCCUCUCUCUGGCAGACUGGAGCAGGCAGGCACCUGAGAAGAUUGUUGUGGUGCCUGACUUACUGAAGAAUUGCAAAUUGGAUAUGGCAGCAGUGAAUUGGAACUUCGCCUCCACCAACAGGGAGCAAAGUCUGCAAGCCAUUAACUUAAAUCUGUUUCCCCUUGUUUCUACAAACAGUUUUGAUCCUCAAAGUUUGGAGCCUGUGAGAAUGGAUUAGAGAAGAGGAAUUCUUGUUUCGAACAACUCAUACAGCAGCAAAGCGUUGAUUAGAUUCUUGGAAUCACAGUAUGACUGCAGUGUAGAAGGAGGCCGAUUCCCCAUCAUGUCUACAGUGGCUUUCCAAAUGAGCAUUUCAUUAGUACCAUUCUGCUACUUUCUCCCUGUAACCUGUACAUUUUUUUUCAAAUACCUGUCUAAUUCCCUUCUGAGUGCUUCAGUUGAACUCCAUCUGGGUGCAGAUGAGGGGACUAUUUGACUAAAACUUCCAGGAAUAUGUCGAACUGGAGUUGGCAACCCACAAUGCAAAGUCUCCUGUCAUGUUUAUUGGUGAAUGCAGUGCUAUAAGUAUAUGAGAAUUAGGUGAGGCAGGGCUUCUCGAAUCUGCUCUGCUAUUUGACAAGAUCUUGGCUGAUCUGAUUGUAGUCUGAACUUCACUUUUCUGCCUGGCUCCCUUGUCAAUCAAAAUUCUGAACAGCAGCCAGUAACUGUGUAUACCUUGUCUUAAAGUAUUGAGACAAAGGGAUCAGGGAAUGCAGUUAUCUUUAGCAAGGGAAAGUUUAGAAAUAUAUCUGUUAACAUGGCCAAAAAUCAUUAAAUUAGUGAGCAAGGGAGAAUCUGUUCCUUAACAACAACAGAUCAGGAUCAUCAUCUUCAUGGUAAUCAUAGCAAGAGUUUGAUGUUUGGGGUGCCUUGAUUAUAUCAUAAUCAUGAGACCAGUAGAUUGAUAGGAUCAAUAGAGAGAGACACCUUUCCACUGGGGGGAAGAUAUAAAGGGGACGUAAUCUUAAAAGCAAGUUCCAGGCCAUAAAGUAAAGAAAUGUUUUCUUUACACAGAAGUGGAAUUGUGAAAGCCCCUCUCUGAAGCAGUCAGAUCAAGCAAUCAUUUUAAAUCUGUGAUUGAUUUUAUUUUGCUGGAUGGCAUAUUAUGGAUAGACAGCCUUUGGAAUACAGACAAGCCAUGAUCUUGAUAAAUGGCAGAACAGCUUAGAGGAGCUGAAUGGCCUCCUUCUGUUCCUAUAUUCCAUUAAUGUACCCUCUUAACAAUGUGCAAUAUUUGAUUAACACUGCCUAAUAAUUUAUAAAGUAUUCAGACCUCAGUCAAUGAUGUGUAUCAAAUCUUUUACAGGGGAGUAUGAAGGAUUACAUCAGAAUGUAAUUUGCUGGUUUGUGUGAUUUGACUGGGAUACGGUGGCAUGGAUUGGGGAUUGGUAAUGGGAGUGAGAUGGCAAGGUAUGGCCACAUUUUAAUAAUAAGCAUCUAGGCCCUGUCGAAAGCCUGACAUCAAGUCAGGGAAGUGGAAACGGGACUUCAGUUUAAAUUAAACCAAAUAAAUAUUAAUGCUAAGGAGGAGGGGCCUUGCAAGUGAGAAGAAGGGAAAUCAGGCAAAAUUUAGGAAUGACAGUUAGAAGUUGGAGUGGGAGUUCUAUUUUGUACAAGAUCAGGUUGUACCACUAAUCGUCAUUUCCAAGUUUUUUUGUCUUUAAGUUAGAAAGAUUGGCCUCAGGAUCUUGAAAAGCCCUCUUGUCAAGAGGGAAAGACUAAUAGUACUUGGAAAUGAACAUAUUGUCCACCAGUUUGAAGUGCACGAGAUGAGUUGGGCCAGUAAAUCCCCUUUGUGUGAUUUAUGGUUUUCCUCACUGAUUCCUCUGGCAGGUUAUAAUAUCAUGUAUUCCUUUACCACUAAGCCAUAAUGAAAGCCACUCAGAUGUAGAUUUACCAAAGCUUAUUUUUUGUUAGGUAACACUCUAGAGAACUUUGUCAGUAAACUUGUUUUUUACCGUGAGUAAGCAUCAGGCUCCUACUUGGCCUCUCCUGCAAGCCUGCCCCUCAACUUGCAUUGGUACUAAAGAAAAACCUGCAUUUAUAUACUGCCUUUCACCCACCUCAGGAGCUCCCAGUGAGUUUAGGCUUACUGCCAGUGAAAUAUUUUUGAAGUAUUGUCAUGAUUAUGAUGUUGCGAUGUAGCAGCAAAUUAGUGCAAAGCCAGCUCCCACAGACAGCAAUGUGAUAUUGAUCAACGAAACUAUUUCUGAAAUGCUGAUUGAGGGGUGAAUAAUGUCCAGGAAGCCUGGGGAGAACUCCCCUGAUUCUUCUUUGAAAUGGGUGCAACAUUCAGUCAUUUACCUCUGUCACUUACGUCACAGCACGUAUCCAAGCGGUUCUUUUCAUAUUCGGGUAAAUACAAUUAAGAGAAGGCUUAACAACAGUAAUUUGCUUAAAUGUAAAUGUUUAUUAAGUAAAAAUAACUUAUUAUAAUGGAAAUAAUUUAUUAUUAUUGUCGUAAUAAUGAACGGAAAAUAAA
Molecule: messenger RNA, 5648 nt
Organism: Stegostoma tigrinum
Lineage: Eukaryota; Metazoa; Chordata; Chondrichthyes; Orectolobiformes; Stegostomatidae
Product: noggin-like
Exons: 1
Coding region: 411-1187 (258 amino acids)
Biological process (GO): negative regulation of cell differentiation; dorsal/ventral pattern formation; osteoblast differentiation
Source: RefSeq, a predicted model, not a curated record